CAAUAUUUCUUUGAAUAUCACUGUCACACUUAGAGAUUAUUUUACUGCCUAAAUAAACAGCGUAUCAGGAAACACCUACCUUUUUUGGAUAAAGAAUUCAAGGACUUUUGAAAUAGGUAACUACAUCCAGUUUUCGAGGAAUCUUAGCACUCUAAAAUGCACCUUCUCAGCAAGAAGCUUUUAGUUUACUGACGACUUCCGAGAACCUACAUCAACCUACUUUCAACUCAGAAGCUAAAUUCGAGGUGAGUAAAUCGUGGAAACUUUGUAGAUGACAAACAUUGGCUAGACAGGCAAAGCUUCAUCUAACUUGUGGAAACUUAAACGUUCGUUUUUUUCUCCAUAAAUUUUACAUUUCGUGAGAUUUCUCUUCAUAACAUUCGAGGCUUAAGGUUUACACAAUCCCCUAAUCGUAGUAGCAGUUUGCGUGAGUUAAGUUGUCUGUAAUAACACUAGAGGAGUCAGUUUAUCGGAUUUGACUGGGCGUUAAAAUUCGAUAAAGAGAGAAAGAAGAUUUUGAUCAGAUGAUGUUUCAGUUUGCUGAUGAAAAUGCAAUAAAUAAAGUUCCUCAUUUACGUAAGUAUUCAGAUCGCCAUCUAAACAAAUCAAUAAUCUCAUUCUGUAAUGAAAUACUGGUAAAAUUGCCCAUUUCGUGUUCGAGACGAAAACAGAUUUUUAUAGAUUUAUUUUUGGACACAAUUUAUGUUUUCACGGAAGAAUCUAAGAAGGAAGGAAAACGUCAGAAGCAAAGAGAACUCCUCUGUUUUCGGUAGGACAUGACCAACACUCGGAGAAUAUGGAUUUUAUUGCAUUCAAGCUAUUUUGAGCUUUAAUCAGUUUCGCCUUUUUCGCAUAUUUUUUAAUACUCUUUUCUAAAGUUAAAGAUUUGAAAUACAACACUCCACGUUGAAAUCGCGUGUUUGGAUGCUUCUUUCAACUACAGUAGAAAAAAUGUUUGGCCUGCCAUUGCCUGCUGCGUGCCAACAUGGGCAAACCCAAAUUAAGUGGUAGAAAUGGUUCCAAGUAAGGUUUUCCAUGAACAAGAAUCAGCGUUAAAUGGAAAAGCUGACAUAUAGUGGAUCACGAGGCGCUCCAUUUUCCCCAGCAUAUCCGUUUUAGAUAGCUAAAAAACUACAAGAUUUGCUCUGUAACAAUCCCUAGCCGUUCAGCAUGAUUUGACCCUCUUAGGGGCAGGACAACGGUAUCUUACUUAGGGUUUGUCACACAUUGUUAUGUCUGGUCAUGAAAAAGGGGUUGCUCACGUCGUGAACACAUGGUGAAAUCCCUUCUCUCCAACCAGGACUUAAAACGAAAGAAAUAUUGAUUGUGGUUCUUGCUCAUGUUUUGCUACGUGAUCUCAGAAGUCUCUCUUUAACUUCUCCUUCCGCAAGGAGCCCACUCUUUUCUGCGUUCCACGUUUUUUUCCUUAAAGAUAAGGGGACGAGGCAACCGCAAAAUCUUAAAAAUAGGCGAAAUGACCUCACGCACUGAAGAGAAACGGAAAUCCAAGUUUGGAAGUUUAUUGAAUUAAUGUUAUCAGAUCUAUCCGAUUGACAAUAAUUAGCAGUCAAUGAACAGACCAGACCUUGUUGUUUAAAUCAUUUUACUGAGAAAAGUCUAGAAAUCUCAAAAGCUGUUUCUGCCGUGUGAAAUGCCUAUUUACUGUUUGACUCGGAAAUAACGAAGAUUUUUCACGCUUAAACUCUACGGGUACGGUGGGAUGGGGGAAUUGGACGAAGGAUGAUAGAUAUCCCAGGGGUUUCCCAAUUAAGAAAUCAGGAGAACUCCCAAUAGAAAUCCGUAGUUUGACUAUGAUUGAAAGUAGUAAACACCAGUCCUUUUAAUAAUAUUCACGCGUGCUUAUUACACGCGUAUUCAUCAUAAUAGCGUCAAAAAAUACUUAUUAAUUAAUAAAUGCCUUGUUUUGACGUAGACAGCACAUGUGCUUGAAGAGUCGAAGGUCAUUUCCGUCUGGACGCCUGAUAUGAUUUAGAACCUUGCAAACUACUUUCGGAAAUAACAUUUCUAACCACGAAAGGUUUCAUCUUACCACUAGUGAUUGACCUCUUCCAGUCAAAUUACGAAAGAAUGCUAUUUACACCAACAACGGAAACCACGUAACACUUUCCGUGUUAUCUAGGUGUGAACUUGUGAGCUUGCCUACGCAGAAAUCCUUGGGUUUCGUAGCGAUUGGUAUGAACAAAGGAAAAUAAACAAACACAGCGCGAAAUAUUCUCUCAGAACCUUAAUCGCUUUGAAAUUUAAUCAGGACAUAUAUUUAGAAAGAAAUGCACGAUACCGCAUUUCUCCCUCUGGCGGAGUUGACGCAGAUAAAUAAUUUCUCAAACAUUUUCUUAAGAGAUGUGUUAAAUCUUAAAGGAAAUAUCAAAAAAGCGACAAAGAGUGCAUUUUGAAAAUGAUGAGUUGCUUCGAUAUGGCAGUUGUUCAAAGAGUGCAACUAACAGAAACUCUUAACAAAUAAACGCUGAGGAUAGUAUAAACUGACCAAGUUUGACGUUCAAAUUAUAAACUCUCGCUAGGAUAAAGGUCAAACUUAACCUCAUAAUAAAAGGCGGUCGCAAGCAGGUAAUCAAAAGCUGUGAUUAUGGAAGUGGUUUUACGUAAAACGUGAGGCGAGGGCAUCUGGCAAUUAUGCAUUAUGUCAAGAACUAAUAAGCCGUACAACACGUGUCGGUAUGGUUUGUAUCACCCCUAGAUUUUCCGCACCCACCUAAAUUAGUCAUAAAAGGCGCUGACACAUGCUUGGUUUUUAGUUUUAACACAGCUGAGGAAGCAGUAGAGCGAGUAUCAUACCAUGGCGGGUUUAAAGAAGAGUUCAUGGCUGCAUCUUCUACUGCUGGUAGUCUUGUUAUUCAGCGAAGGUUUAGCACAACGGAGGUCACCGUCAUCUUCUCGAACCAUCCGGAGAGGGUCCCAUAGAACUACCUAUAGAAGCAGGCAAGGUGCAAGUCGCGCGUCUACGAGUCGCACGAGGACUCAGAGGUAUGGUGCUGCAGGACGGCUUAGAGGCGGAGGUAAGGCUUUUUACGAUUUUGUUGUUAAUGUCCAGUAUUUUACUAGGUACAUUGGCCAAAGUGAGAGAGAAAAUCGUAAUACCACUUUCAUUUAGGCUUUGCUAGACAGUGAUAGGUCUUUUAAAUUUUCAAAUAGGGUUUGACGGAAUAGGCAUGUCGGUUGUUGAUUUCGAAAUACGCACUGAUCAACGUAGUGUUUUUGAAACUUGAUAAAAUGUUCCAAAUAACUCCUUGUUGCUUUAAGCGUUAGUGAUAUUUAGGCAAUUCUGGGUUCAUUGCUGCGUAUGUGGUGUUGGUGAUAUUUAGGCAAUUCAGGGUUCAUUGCUGCGUAUGUGGCGAAUAGCACUGUAUGCGUUGAUCGUACUGCGAAAUUCAAAAGUACUUCUGAUAAACAAACAAAAAGAAGCAAAUGAAUAAAUAACAAAUCGAAGAGUAAUAAUCGAAGACAAGAUUUUCAUCGCACGAGUGGGAUAAAUGUCAUUGGUUUUUAAGCCUCGCAUAUUAAUGGUGAACUUAAGUGGCGCCUCGAGAGAAAGGUCAAGCCAAUGACGAUAUCAUUACAUCACACUACUUAUAAAUUAAAUUUAAAAAAAAAGGGUUCAAACAGUGAUGAGGAAUAAGAACACUCCCACUGGUCUGGCAUCUUUUCCGGGCAUCUCCAUAUCACACCACUAUGUUGCCGAGUAUCAAGGGUCACGCGCUUAAGAUGAUUUUUUUAAAAAAACAUUUAACCCCCAAGAGUGCCUAGCACCAAAUAUCUCCUUACAAUAACACCCCUGAAUCUCGAUUUAGGUCGCGAGGAUAAAGGAUAUGAUCUCCAACUAAAAAAGGUCUUGAUCGUCGAACGAAUUUUCCUUGUCAGCACCUUAAAAAGAGUACGGAAAACAGUAUGGGGAACAUACAUACCGUGCAUAGGUUAAGGAAAGAACCCAAAAAAGCGCAUGGAUUCCAGAUCCCCAGAUUUCUCGCAUGAACAUGAAGUCGGGGAGGAGGGGGUGGGGGAAGGGGAAAGUGGGAGUGGGAAAAAGGGAAAGAGUUGUUGAUUGGCAGCGUUCCCUCGCGGAAGAAUUGUUUUAUGGCUUAAAAAAAUUUGGGUUCAAUAAUCGAGGAUGAAUUAAUUUUUCUAAAUGUUUUGUUGCUUGCAGAGUGCAAAGAUGAACCAGCGAAACAUGAGAUCUGCGCGAAAGUAGUUAAAGAACUUGGCAUCCAGGUUUGCCAUGUCAAGAUCGAACAGCUGAGAUACAAACUCGAGAGGAGCUGUGCAAAGACUUGCAACUAUUGUAAGUAAUGCCGUUGAAAUAACACGCAUAUUUGUGAGGUUCUGCUACCAUUCUUGCCCUUCGCUUUGCCUAAAUAAUCAAACCACAGUCACUUCCCGUGCAGUUGCCGUUACACUAACUCUUCUUACAUUUUCACUAUUUACAACUUUUGGUUUUACUUUUUGCCUACUACUAAAGCCCACAAUAAUUUUGUAUUCAGGUGGAGAACCUAAGAUGAGUUGUAGAAGAACCAGAGACUGUUGUUGGGACAGAUUCACACCGCGUGGCAGAGUAAGCUGCCCAGGUAAGAAACAAUUGGCAAUUACAGCAAAGAUACAAAGGGUUAUCUGUACCCUUUAUUUUUGUUUCCUUUUCGUUGGCUAUCAAAAAGAGCUUUGCAGAAAGCGACCAUGGACUGCGACUUGAUGUAAGAAAUCUGUGUUCACUGAUUCAGUUUAGAGCCUGUUGCUCUUGUGGGAAGGACUCGUGCUUUUUCUCAAUAAACCCCUAGUAACCUUACAUGUUUCAGAGUCUUUGUCGUAACUGGCUCUAUAAAGCAAAAACUAUUUCUAAAAAACACAUACCAUCACAAAAUGAGUCAGUUACCUUAUUGGAAAAUUGCAUGAUUGUUUUUCAUGGUAGUAACUUCGUCCAGAACUUAAGUUUUCCCUCUUAACUCCUUAAAUCCUAAGAGUGACCAGCAUCCAAACUCUCCUUACAGUAAUACAGCUGAAUCAUUCAUUAUCAUCAUGAGAAUAAAGGAAAUGAUCGCUAACCUGAGAUGGUUUGAUUGUAAAACAAAUUUUCCCUGUCUAGACCAAAGAAGACGUGAAGAGCAGAGUGUACGGAAUAUGGAUACUGAUGUUAGGGUGCAAAGGGUUGACCCUUUAACUCCCAAGAUCUGAUUGUUAAUUCUCCCCUGUAGCUGCUACACAUUUCCUUGUAAAUUAGUUAUGAGAAAUUGGUGCUAGAUCAAGAUAGCAGCUUCUACCUGAUAAGUUUGAAUAUACUCAUCACCUGUUUGUUGAAGAUUGUAUGGAUAUUGUAGGAAGAAGUUUUAUGUUAAUCACUUCUGCGAGUUAAAGGGUUAACUAUAUUUUAAUUUCGUUUCCUCAUUGGUUAGAAUGCAAGGAUCACAUGCACCUCUGCAGAAGAUUCAAAAGAUUCUGUAACUCAGGAAAGGAGGAGAACAAAGAAUUUAUGGAACUGCACUGCCCAGUGACUUGCGGAAAAUGCAGAGGUAGCAUCGGAGCGAUAAGAAAGGGGCGACCUGUUACCAUGCGCGACUGGAACAAGCUUUGAUUUCAUUAAAGGUGGGUAGUAAUUAAGUCUUUCUUUUGGAGCGUUUUUAGAUUGUGUUUCCAUAACCAAAGUAAUCUCGACGGCUAAUCAGAAGCACAGAAAAUGUCUUUUCAGAGCCGAUAAGAACUCACUCAAAGUAUAAACAACCAAACGGACUAAAGCGCGCGAAAACGCAGGUGACUCAGUCAUAAUUGGUUUUAGUUUAAAGUCUGAUCGGUUAAUAAAGUGGCGCGAGUUUCCUGUACCAAUUACGGUGCAAAGUGAAGAGAACAGAUUACUUUCAACACAAUUUGAAAUUGCUCUAAAAAUACCAAUAAAAGAAUGCUCAAAAUCUUGGGUGCAAAAUUGUAUUUAUUUUACUGACCUAAAGGAAACCUAGGAAUCAAAGAAUGGACACGGUGAAAAAACGCAAUCUCGGCUAGGAAACUCGCAUUUUUCUGCGUUUCCGACAUUUUUUUUCACGUUUUAGUUUGAGCAGAUCUCGUCGUCUAUUUAUGGCAUUUUCCUUAAGUCUGACUGGCUGAUGUGAUGAUGGCGAGUCAAAUACAAGGGAACUCAAACCGAAAGGGCUUUAACUCUCGAUAACAUCAGUGUGCAUAUUCUCCAUACCGAUUUAUACAUUUCCUAAGGUGCUGACGAGGAGAGUUUAUUUAGUAAACGAGAGCCUCUUAAGUUGGUGAUCAUUUCUUCGAUUACCCUGAACGUAAUGUAUGAUUCAGGGGUGAAACUGUCGGUAGAAAUAACAUGAAAGUCUCUCAAGGGUCAAAAGUAAAAAGCUUGUUCUCUUUACUCCGUCAUCCUUAAUUGUCAAUACAUUUUCGCGGAGAAAGGCAACUCGAUAAAGAAUAUAGGGGUAAGUUUCUAAAGAAACUGUGGUGCUGCGUCGGUGGGAGAGUAUAGCAGGUAAUUUAGUGUUAACAAC
This is a messenger RNA of Pocillopora meandrina, 6518 nucleotides long. NCBI's taxonomy places the organism in Eukaryota, Metazoa, Cnidaria, Anthozoa, Scleractinia, Pocilloporidae. The record is from the annotation of a GenBank genome assembly.